AUGUUUGUUUGUGCAUGGAUUGUUGUGUUUUUUUUAUGGGUUGCCUUGCUGACCGCAGUCUUCUGCUGUGCUCGGGCUGACUAUCUUCGUGGACGUUGUGAGCCUUGGAAAAUUGCCGUCUAUUCAUGUGUGGUGCUGCUGACUUGGACCUUUUCGGGGCCCUUCAUAGUGCUGCCCGUGCUGAGGCAGGACGGCUGUAGCCGAGACCGUCUCGAUCCCACUAUUGCCUGUGACAUGACCAAGUGGUAUCAGCACUUUGCGUUCUCGGUUCACCAUUGCGGGCCAGGAAACAGGGCUUCUUGCACAGAGAUUCGACGCAGAGAUGUGGUAGGCAAUAUCACAAUUGCAGAGGAUUGCUUGGAGUAUUGCCAUAGGGUCACUGGUGCCUCUCUUGAUUGGCUUGCCAUGCUUGACUGGACCUUCUGGGUAUCCUAUUUUUUGGACUUGGACGACGACUAUCGGACCGGGCACGAUGCCGCCAAUUUGCGGGUUUCUUGCUGGAAGGCAGCCUUCGGUGGCUUCGCCCUUCGUUUUGUUCCCGCAUGGUCGGGAGUUUUUGUUGCAGCACUCUAUGGCUUUGUUGGGCUGGAUUGGGCCGCUUUCUAUGCUGAGGACAAGCCCGCUACCGAGAAACCAAGCGCCACGGAGCUUUCACCUGAAUUGGCGAAUACAGCAUUGUCAAAGCUCUUCUGGUGGCGCCCAGCGCUUUGUGAUGCUCAAGCGGCCAGGCGCGACUUACUGCUGCAGGCUGCUGGAAUGAUAAUUGAGCCGGCAUCUGACGUUUGGUCCUUGGUGACUUUUGCCAGAAGGGGGCAGCCGUUGUACUUCACUCUGGUGAUGCUGGGGGUUAUGGUGACCAUGUCCCAAGAUUUCCUCCAAGGUCGAGGUCUCAAAGCUUUGCUGGAGAGCUGGAUGCGGGGCUUCCCCACCAAAGAGCUAGUCGAGCACAAGGUAUUGGAGUUCCCCGAAAGCUUCAUCACAACCUUCGUGCAGGUGUAUGCGGUCUUGGGGAACACGUGGUCGUGGGCGGACUGGGCUUCCUGGUGCUCUUUGGUCUUCUUCGCUGGUCUGAGCCUUCGCCUCACCUUUCCUUCCGUCAAAACCUCGCAGAAUCUCCUCGAGCAGAGCAGACGGCACACCGUCGACUUCCAAAACUUUUAUUCCGUCGAGAUAGCCAAAAAGGAGGUGCAGUUCAAGACAUGGCCUUCUGAAGUGCUGCUGCUUAGCGUGCUGUUCGUAGGCGGCUUCGUGCCGAUGUUGGUUGCUAGAUUUGGCGUGGCAGUCGAAGAUGCAAGGUACUACGUCCAUCAUUAUCACCUCUUCUUUCGGGAUGUAUUCGCUUCUGGCACGUACAUUGUCUCAAUAUAUUGGGCUGUCAUGCUGCUGCUUACGUGUGUGAAUAUCAGCCAGGUGGCUUGCUGGAUACGAGCAUCCGCCAAACCUGGGCUGCCAGUGAACUGGCGAGCUGUUGCUGCUGCGAUCAUACGCCCACAUCAUCGGCAUAGGGAGAGAGAGCACCGUAUUGCCCAGAUGCUGUUCUCGGGGCCGGUUGCGGCCUACUCUGUGACAGAUGUGUCAAGCUCCUCGGGCUGGUACAUGGCGCACUUCGACAAAAACCACUUCAACUUUCCUGUGUUGUUGCUGUUCUGUCUGCAAUUCUACACAACCUAUGUCUGGAUGCGGUCGGUCUGGGAGGCUUGGAAACAGGUGUGCCGGAGUCGGCAAGACCACAAGUCGGAGGAGAGCGCAGAGGCAGAGGGCGAUCGUGCUCUCCUCGUCGAUCGUCGUCCAUCCGACGCCGAUGGGUUUCAAGAGUGGGACGACAGUUCCGAGCUUGACGCAUGA
Molecule: messenger RNA, 1845 nt
Organism: Symbiodinium sp. CCMP2592
Lineage: Eukaryota; Dinophyceae; Suessiales; Symbiodiniaceae
Source: the annotation of a GenBank genome assembly